Molecule: messenger RNA, 3305 nt
Organism: Phaethon lepturus (White-tailed tropicbird)
Lineage: Eukaryota; Metazoa; Chordata; Aves; Phaethontiformes; Phaethontidae
Product: laminin subunit alpha-1-like
Biological process (GO): cell adhesion
Source: RefSeq, a predicted model, not a curated record
GUACAAGGAAAUAUAUGCUUGAGGUGAAAGAGCUGGCUGUGUCUGCAAACACCAGUGCUGUGGUGGGUUUAAGCCACUUUGGGGAUUUCAGUCAAAAGCUGCUGAAUACUUCUUCUGCAUUGUCCCAAGUUAAUGACACAUUGAGGAAAACUAGUGAACUUAUAACUGAUUCAUCCAAAGCUGCAAUCACAGCUGAAAAACAAGUGAAAGAAGUCGAAGCACAAGCAAGUAUUUUAUUGGAUAGGCUGAAACCUUUGAAAAUGCUAGAGGAGAACCUCAACAGAAACCUGUCUGAAAUUAAAGAGCUUAUCAGCCAGGCCCGCAAGCAGGCAGCAUCUAUUAAAGUUGCGGUAUCAGCAGAUAGAGAUUGCAUUCGUGCCUACCAACCCCAAAUUUCAUCUACAAAUUACAACACCUUAACACUCAACGUGAAAACUGCUGUCUACCUGGGUAGCAAUGGAAAGACAGACUUCCUCGCGGUAGAGAUGCGACGUGGUAAGGUAGCUCUUCUUUGGGAUUUGGGCUCUGGAUCAACAAGAGUGGAAUACCCUGAUUUUCAAAUUGACAACAACAAAUGGCACAGAAUACAUGCAACCAGGUUUGGAAAAACAGGUACGCUCAGGAUAGAGGAAAUGAACUCCAAUCAGAAGCCGUCAUCUAAAUCUGCAACUUCUCCAGGGACAGCCAGCAUACUGGAUGUUAACAAAUCAACCCUAAUGUUUAUUGGAGGACUUGGAGGGCAAAUCAAGAAAUCGCCUGCUGUUAAGGUGACCCAUUUUAAAGGGUGCUUGGGAGAGGCAUCCCUGAAUGGCAAAUCUAUUGGUCUUUGGAACUACAUGGAAAGAGAGGGCAAGUGCAAUGGCUGUUUUGGAAGCCCACAGGAUGAGGACACUUCAUUCCAUUUUGAUGGCAGUGGAUACUCACUUGUGGAGAAGGCACUCCGCUCAACAGUGACUCAGAUAAUAAUAUUUUUCAGUACCUUUUCACCUAAUGGGCUGCUUCUGUAUCUUGCUUCAAAUGGCACUAGAGAUUUCUUGUCCCUUGAGCUUGUUGAUGGCAAAGUGAGACUGACUGUUGAUCUAGGUUCAGGACCACUUGCUCUUACAACAGAAAAUCGUUACAACAAUGGAACAUGGUAUAAAAUUUCAUUCAGUCGGAACAAGAAACAAGGAAUUUUGUCAGUCAUGGAUGCAUAUAACCUUAAUUAUAAAGAAACCAAGCAAGGAGAAUCUCCUGGGGUUGCCUCAGACCUGCACCGCUCUGAUAAGGACCCAAUCUUCAUUGGUGGACUGCCAAGAUUGAGGACUAUGAGGAAAGGUCUUAAUAGUAGAAUGUAUGUGGGAUGCAUCAAGAAUCUGGAAAUAUCCCGUUCAACCUUUGACUUGCUUAGAAAUUCAUAUGGAGUAAGAAAAGGCUGUGUAUUGGAGCCUAUUCGCAGUGUGAAUAUCUUGAAUAAUGGAUAUAUUGAGUUGGUACCUAAGUCUUUAAGCCCAGAAUCAGAACUGAUGGCAACUUUUGCUACAAAGAACAGCAGUGGCAUCAUCCUUGCUGGACUCAGCAGGGGACUGGAAAAGCGACGACGUAGACAAGCACAUUUGCCCUUCUUUUCCAUCAUGCUGAUUGAUGGUCAUCUUAUAGUGCAUGUUAAUGCUGGAGAUAGAGCAAGUACUAGAAAAGUAAUUCUUCAGUCUGCUAAUGGAACAUACAGUGAUGGACAAGAGCACUCUGUCAUCCUAAUCCGGAAUAAGAGGAUCAUAACUGUACAGGUGGAUGAAAGUAACCCUGCAGAACUGAGGCUUGGUUCAUCGGCAGAAAUGAGCCCCUUGAAUAUUACCAACUUCUAUGCUGGUGGCAUUCCAGCAGGAGAGGGCAUCUUAGGGCUAAAAAUGGCUGGCUCUUUUCAUGGCUGUAUCAGCAAUCUCAUUUUUAACAAGGAGCUUUUGUAUUUCACCACUUCCAUGAAGUAUGAACAUGUCGAUAUGGACAGCUGCUUUUUGUCAGAGAAGCCUAAACCAGCCAUACAGCCAGAAGACAUUGAGAUUCAAUCCGAACUUCAGACUUUACCAGUUCCCCUGAGGCCUCUUACAGAUACAAAAAAAGUAGUUUGUACAAAAGAUGAGCUUCCUGAUCAUGUUCAAGGUGCCCAUCAGUUUGGACUCGCCAAAGGCAGCCACCUGACACUGCUUUUCAAUCAGUCUACUGUUAGGAAGAAACUUUCUGUCCAGCUGAAUCUCAGAACCUUUGCCUCCAGUGGCCUGAUUUACUACAUGGCUCACCAGAACCAGGUUGAUUAUGCAGCCCUACAGCUUCAUGGGGGACAGCUCUAUUUCUCAUUUGAUCUAGGCAAAGGAAAAGCAGUAGCUUUUCACCCUGCUGUUAUCAGUGAUGGAAAAUGGCAUACGAUAAAGACGGAGUAUGUUAAAAGAAAAGGUACAAUCAUUGUGGAUGGACAGGAAUUGGUAGCAGUCAGUGCUCUGGGAGAUGGUAGCACUUUGGAUGUGGAGGGGAAGCUCUAUGUGGGAGGACUCCCAUUAGACUACGUGCCGAAGAAUCUUGGGAACGUGACUCACAGUAUUUCUGCCUGCAUUGGUAGCAUGACAAUUAACAGCAAGCGACUGGACAACGAGAGCCCUGUCUCCAUCUUUGCUGUGAAUAAAUGCUAUGUAACAGUGCAGGAAGGUACUUUCUUUGAUGGGAGUGGCUUUGCUGCUCUUGUCAGAGAAGGUUACAAAGUCCGAUCUGAUUUGAACAUCACACUGGAGUUUCGUACGACAGCGGUGCAUGGCAUUCUGCUUGGGGUCAGCAGUGCUAAGGUUGAUGCUAUUGGACUGGAGAUUGUAAAUGGCAAGGUCUUAUUCCAUGUCAACAAUGGAGCUGGCAGAAUAACAGCUACGUAUGAACCAAGAGGCACAAAUAGUUUGUGUGAUGGAAAAUGGCAUAAGCUUCAAGCAAACAAAAGCAAACAUAGCAUUUCACUGAUAAUUGAUGGGAAUUUGGCUCAAACUGAUAAUCCCUACAUCCAGUCAACAUCUGCUGAUACAAAUAAUCCCAUUUAUGUUGGAGGCUAUCCGGCUGAUGUGAAGCAAAACUGCCUCACGAGCAAGAGCUCAUUCCAUGGCUGUUUGAGGAACCUCAUGUUGACCAAGGGCCAACAGGCAGAAUUGUUUGACUUCAGCAGAGCUUUUGACCUGCGUGGAGUCUUUCCUCAUUCCUGCCCUGGGGCUGAGCACUGAACUGCAACAAAGCCUGUCUGGACUGAGAGGUUUUUUUGUUGAUAUGUUUUUCUUCAUUCUCAUUUCGUAAUG